GCGGCUUAAGUUUCUUCGUCUAAUCGUCUGCUUGAUGAUUGUGCAAUCCACUUAUUUUGCUGUCUCGCUGCGCUGUCCGAAUCUCAAAAGAGACGAGCCGGCCGUACUUAGCUAUAGACGUCGCCUACCGGCUUGAUUCGGGUGCCCUUGAUUGUCAUUGAUAUAUAAUAUCUCGCUAGUCGCGGCAACUUGGCAACCGCAACUCGAUUAAAAUUUUUAGUUUUAUCAUUAUUUUUCAAUAAAUUACCGGCCACACCUUAUUUGAGAAUAAUGACUUCACUAACGGUUUCGCAAGUUGAUACAGUAGUAUUUGAAGGUCAAAAGCCAGGUACUUCUGGCCUUCGAAAAGCUGUUAAAGUUUUUCAACAAGAACAUUACACAGAAAAUUUUAUUCAAGCAAUACUCGAUGCUUUGGGUGAUAAAUUAAAUCAAAGCACGUUAGUUGUUGGAGGUGACGGUCGUUAUUAUGGCCAAGAUGCGGUUCGGAAAAUCAUCAAAAUUGCUGCAGCAAAUGGGGUAGUUAAAUUGUUAAUUGGACAACAUGGUAUACUAUCUACACCUGCUGUAUCAAACAUUAUUCGUAAAUACAAAACACUGGGAGGAAUUGUUUUAACUGCUUCGCAUAAUCCGGGUGGACCUAAUGGAGAUUUUGGUAUUAAAUUUAAUUGUGAAAAUGGUGGACCUGCUCCAGAUGCUGUUACAAAUAAAAUUUAUGAAAUAACAAAAACUUUGAAGAAAUACAAGAUUGUUUCUGGACUUGAAAUUGAUAUCGGAAAAAUCCAAAGCACAACUGUACUGAUUGAUGGAAAACCUUUUACUGUUGAUAUUAUUGACUCUGUGAAUGAUUAUACUGCCUUGAUGAAAGAAAUCUUUGAUUUCUCAGCUAUCAAACAGUUACUUCAAGGAAGUGAUAAACGACCUCAAUUUAAAGUUCUUAUCAAUGCUAUGAAUGGAGUGACUGGCCCUUACAUAACUGAAAUAUUUGGAAAAGAGUUAGGUGUGAGCAGUAGUGACUUGGUAAAUGCUGUUCCUAAAGAAGAUUUUGGAGGCUUGCAUCCAGACCCAAAUUUGACUUAUGCUGCAGACCUUGUUAAUGCUGUAAAAAAUGGACCAUAUGAUUUUGGAGCAGCAUUUGAUGGUGAUGGAGAUAGAAACAUGAUUAUUGGAAAGAAAGCAUUUUUUGUAAAUCCAUCUGAUUCAUUGGCUGUUUUAGCUGCUAAUUUGAAUGCUAUUCCAUAUUUCAAAAAGACUGGAAUAAAAGGCUAUGCUAGAUCCAUGCCAACCGGAGCAGCUGUAGAUUUAGUAGCAAAAAAAACAAACGUAAAAUGUUACCAAGUACCUACUGGGUGGAAAUAUUUCGGUAAUUUGAUGGAUGCUGGACAACUAUCUCUUUGUGGGGAAGAAAGUUUUGGUACAGGAUCAGAUCAUAUUCGAGAAAAAGAUGGUAUUUGGGCUAGUUUAGCAUGGCUAAGUGUAAUUGCCAAUCUAGGGAAAUCAGUUGAAGAAAUAUUGCUUGAUCAUUGGAGUACUUAUGGAAGAAAUUUUUUCACUAGAUAUGAUUAUGAAAACUGUGAUGCUGAUAAAUCUAAUGAAAUGAUGAAUUAUGUGGAAGAGUUGAUGAAGAAAUCAGACUUUGUGGGAACAAAACUUGCAUCACAAAACAAAACCUAUAUUGUUAAAGAGGCUGACAAUUAUUCAUACAAAGAUCCCAUAGAUGGUAGCAUAGCCACAAAACAGGGUCUUAGAAUAUUAUUUGAAGAUGGAUCGCGAGUAAUCUUUCGUUUAUCUGGUACUGGCAGCUCUGGUGCAACUAUUAGAUUAUACAUUGAAAGUUAUGAAGCGGAUCCAUCUACAUUUACUUUGGAUCCUCAAAUUGUCUUAAAGCCACUUGUUGAUAUAUCGCUUAAAUUAAGCAAACUUCAAGAGUAUACAGGCCGGGAUAAGCCAACUGUGAUUACAUAAAAAAUAAUUUGCAUUCAACCGUUGCAAGACUGUUUUGAUAAUGUUGUAAAUAAAUUUAAAUAAAUGAAUUAUUUAUCACUA
Molecule: messenger RNA, 2043 nt
Organism: Nasonia vitripennis (jewel wasp)
Lineage: Eukaryota; Metazoa; Arthropoda; Insecta; Hymenoptera; Pteromalidae
Gene: Pgm1
Product: phosphoglucomutase
Exons: 8
Coding region: 271-1962 (563 amino acids)
Biological process (GO): carbohydrate metabolic process
Cellular component (GO): cytosol
Molecular function (GO): phosphoglucomutase activity; magnesium ion binding
Source: RefSeq, a predicted model, not a curated record